Messenger RNA from Wyeomyia smithii (pitcher-plant mosquito), 2246 nucleotides. RefSeq names its product zinc finger protein 519-like. NCBI's taxonomy places the organism in Eukaryota, Metazoa, Arthropoda, Insecta, Diptera, Culicidae. Bases 197 to 2152 code for a protein of 651 amino acids. Gene Ontology annotation, biological process: regulation of transcription by RNA polymerase II. Gene Ontology annotation, cellular component: nucleus. The transcript has 4 exons. The record is from RefSeq and is a predicted model, not a curated record. Gene Ontology annotation, molecular function: DNA-binding transcription factor activity, RNA polymerase II-specific; RNA polymerase II transcription regulatory region sequence-specific DNA binding.
AUCUCUUCGCAAGAUGCAUUGAUUGUUUACAAUUUGAUAACAGCUUAUUGAUUCUUUCGAUAAAUCUGUAACUUUUUACAUUAUUUAUUAAGAAUUACUGGAAGACUUUAUACAAGUUAGUCUAACAAGACGAACGAAUAAUGUGAAUUGUAAAAGAAUAAAGAUAAGAGUUUGAAUCAUUCAGUCUGAAUCGAAAAUGGCAAUGAAAGUUGAAACUAAUAAACCCUACCGAGGUGCAGUGCAAGCCGAUGAGCUCCAAGCACUGUUAAAAGCCUGCGUGGACUUUGAUGUGGAAGGAGUUAGGCGAAAGGGUGGCCGCAUUGAGCCCCUUUUCUACGAUGUUCAACAGCGAAUGUCACGCUAUGGCGAUUUCCCCGAACGAAAACUGUACAGAUUACAAACGCACUACUUACAAACGGAGCGGGAUUUUCUCGAUAAAAAGCUUAAUCCAUACCCACCAGAAGCGAGGCAACUAUGGGGAACGACGGAACAUGAUGCUAAUGCUGCCCCUAAUGAUAAGCGUUGGUCCGAUUUAGUGCAGCAAAUUCAGCAACGUAAACAGAGCCCUUCGUGUGUGACUAGGAAAGAAGCUAAGGAAAUUGUCCGUCAAGCUCUGCAACGAAAUUUGGAGAAUCUUUCCGAAAACGACCAAGACAAUGUUUUCGAACAAAUUCUUUCAGAGUUGAAAAACAAGAGUUUGUUUCUAAACCGGAAUGUUGCAGUCUUAAAGCUGGCGUAUCUAAGAUUACAAAACCAAUUUCAAAAAGGGAAAGCACGCUACCUUCUACCAGAAUCUGCUCAACUGUGGCCUUUAAAUAAGCCAGAGCAAAUCAUUAUCAAAACAAAAAUAUCUUAUUCAGAAGAUGAAAACGAACCACUUUCGAAAAUGUCGGAAAGUAGUCAAAGGGAACCGUCGCCCGAACUACUGGAAACAGUAGUAGAAACUAAAAACGAGUGUCGAAUAUGCCAAGGGCGUCUUCUCGAAGAAUGUAAAGAUUUAAUACAAGAUACGUACAAUAGUCAGACAUACGGGAAAAUCAUCCAGGAAACCAUCCAAGUACAGAUCCCCUGCGAUGGCCAAGCCAGCAGUAAAAUUUGCCUAGAUUGUUCCAACUUUGUGGAAAAGAUAUUGCUCUUUGUUCAGCAAUGUCGGGAGGCUUGCAACAUUUCAAAUCUUAUAAAAUUCGAUGGAGUGUUCGUAGAAGAAAAAAGGUACGUCGCUGUCGAGGAGGACACCAUUGCAGAAACUGACACAGAGACAGUCUUUAUCGAAAACUCGGAUCAAGCAAUAGAUUACGAUUCAGACGAAGUAUAUUCCCCAGAUCGAAGUUUAUCUCCUGCAGCUGUUAUUUGCGAGCUAAAAGAUGGCGAACAGAAAAUAAUUAGCAAUGAGGAGAAACAUCCGGAAAUUGGCGAAAAGUGUCCGGAGGAAACCAAAACCAAUAAGCAGAAAUACCCUGAAAUAGGAGUAGAGAGUGCUGAGGAAACCAUAUCUGAUGAGCAGAAAUACCUCGAGUUUGUGAAAAGCCUUCCAGCCAAGCCCACAAAACAACAGUGUCAUCUGUGUGGUAAAACUGUGAACAGGUUAGCUAUCCAUUUGGCCAGUCAUGGUGCAGCCGAGCUGCAGUGCGAACUUUGUCCACACAAAUGCCCCAAUAAACGCCAGCUACAAGUACACAUGAAUAAGCACACGAAAAGGAUAGCCUAUACCUGCCGGAUAUGUGGGCGUGUUUUUUACAAUUGGACUUCUCGGAAAUAUCAUGAGCAAGCUCACUAUGCUAAAUUUAAUUGCGAUAAAUGUGAUGCAGUUUAUAAGAAUAGGGGUGCUCUGCAACAACACAUCAAACAUAUACAUAAUGGAAUUAAGCAUUUGGCUUGUACGAGCUGUUCAUUCAAGACGUUUGUUAAAUCCCGUCUGUUAAAUCAUGUGCGAAGCCUUCACACCAGCGAACGACCGUAUCGGUGUACUUUCUGUGAGACUACAGCAAACAGUUCUAACAGCUAUUAUACCCACUUCCAGCGACACAAAAAGAGCGGCGAAGCAACGGAAUACUCGAUGGUUUGCGCCUACUGUGAGCAGCACUUCAACAAGGAUGCAGCCCUCGAGAAGCACAUCUGCAAGGAACAUCCAGAUGUGGCCGUUGUAGUUUGAAUAUCAAUGUAUGGUUGUCGAUUUGUUCGAAAUACAUGUCGAUCUUAUAACGAUCAAAGAUAACUGGAUCAAGAUACCUAACUUCCAGAUUUUU